AGAUUGUCAAAUUAAGACUGUCAAUUCUAAUGUCAUUACUAUAAAAAUAAACAUUUUAGAGGUUAAAAAAAUGAACGAAGUGUGGUGUUGAUAUACUAAUAAACCCUUUGUCAGAUUCGUUAUUUUUUAUUUCGAUUAAAGUAGCUUGAUAAAAUGGAAAACUACAGUAAAGGUAAAAAUGUGGAAGAAGAACUGGAACGAAGCAAAAUACCUAUUAAAGAUCUCCCAGAAAAUUUUCUGUGGAUGCAAGUGAAAGGUGGCAGUAAGAUGUCCAAUUUACUGUCCCAUGCCGCAGGUAUUCUGGAAGAUAAGGCAGUCACUGCUGUUGUGUGGACUGGGGCUGGAGUAGCCAUUUCCAAGGCCAUAUCAUGUGCUGAAAUAUUAAAACGACAGUUUUCCAUUCAACAUCAGGUUACAAAACUGUCAUACAAAACUGUGGAAGAAUAUUGGGAACCCAAAAUAGAUGGUCUUGAGACAUUAGUAGUAAAGAGACAAAUACCUAUUAUACACAUACUGCUCUCAGUGGAUGCUAUCCCUGAUACUAGCCAAGUAGGGUACCAAAGCCUGAACGGAAAGAAAUUUUGGCAAAAGGAACAGAGCAGCAACUCAAAGCAUAACCAAUCACAUAAACCUAAGAAACCAUUUAAACAUAAGAAAACAUAAAUAAUUUACUU
Messenger RNA from Spodoptera litura, 674 nucleotides. It is a transcript of the gene Rpp25, whose product is annotated as ribonuclease P protein subunit Rpp25. Gene Ontology annotation, molecular function: RNA binding. Gene Ontology annotation, cellular component: ribonuclease MRP complex. The record is from RefSeq and is a predicted model, not a curated record. Gene Ontology annotation, biological process: tRNA 5'-leader removal. NCBI's taxonomy places the organism in Eukaryota, Metazoa, Arthropoda, Insecta, Lepidoptera, Noctuidae.